Effrenium voratum is the source of this 1754-nucleotide messenger RNA. Lineage: Eukaryota; Dinophyceae; Suessiales; Symbiodiniaceae. The record is from the annotation of a GenBank genome assembly.
CCGCGAAAAUUAAAGCUUUGUUCUUUUCCGGGCAGUCGGCCUGGGUCCGGGAUGGCUGGGACCCCGGCCACGGCCUUUGUCCAGCCGGUCCCGGCUAGGUGGCAUGCAGUGGCCUCUCCCAGAGCUUCAACCUCAGGUUCUCUUCGAGGCUUUGGCUGCGCGCCUCGCUCUGCUCUUCGUGCUGUUCCUGCCAAGUGGCUCGCCGCCGGCGGCGCCGUGGCCGCCACCUCCGUGGCGGUGGCCAGACACCAAAGGCGGCAUCGAAAGAAAGGCCUGCAGCUUCCUUUCGAGCCCUCACUGCCACAGGUGAUCCGUGUCCUGCGGCGAGUUGACCCCGCCCUGGGGAAUCUCGCGCAGACGGUGUCGGAGGUCUGGGGCCUCCUCCAGACUGAGCUGGUGGAGAUGCGAGGGGGAGACGAAGAAACGGUGCAGAGGACGGGUGCCUUGCUGGUGCACCUCUUCGCUUUGGGCCGGCUGAAGGCCCAGCAGGGCUCCGGCUUCCAGCUGCCCCAGGCCGAGGUGCCGCUGGUGUCGGACCUGGCACGGCUGUCGGAAGCGCAGCGCCUGGUGCGCUUCGCAGUGGCCUCCUAUGGGGCGAACCUGCUGGCGCUGGUGGGGCUUCUGCAGUUCCGGGAUGCUUGGCCGCCGGCAGGGCCGGGCCGCGAUGGAGCCGCCGCCGCGCGCUUCUUGAAGCUGCCGUCUGAGCGAUUCCUCGCGCGGGGGAAGAAGACCCCGAGGAAGCACCACCGCUCUGGCGCUGCUUUCAGACCUUGGUGGGUGCUCUUCCAGGAUGACAAUGAUUUGGUUCUUUCCAUCCGUGGUUCAGCAAACAUGGACGACAUCGCCACAGACCUGGCCUGUGCCAACUGCGAGUUCCUCCAUGGUCACGCCCACGAGGGCAUGGCUGGCGCUGUGACAGCCGUCUGGGACGAAGCUGGUCCGGCUGUCACCAAAGCCCUCGAGUCAGGGCCCUACAAGCGCUUCAUCGUGUGUGGGCACAGCCUUGGCGGCUCGGUGAGCCUCUUGCUGGGCAUGAAGCUGCGGGCCGAGGCCCUGCUGCCGGUGGAGGUGCGGGCCUUCGCAGCGGGGCCACCGCCAGCCUUCCAGGGGCCCAAGCAGCCAGGACUGGAAAGUGGGCUGAUCUCGGUCAUCAACAGAUUCGACCCAGUCCCACACCUUUCCCUGGACGCUGCGCUCCGAAUGGUGUUGGCAGCAGAGCGGCUGGCAGAAGCAGGCAUGUCCUGGUCGCAGACCCUCGGCAUUCUGGUCGGCGGAGAGGUGGACGACCCCAAGUUCGAGGACUUGAUUGCAAAGAUCCCGCAGCAGCGGGCCUCCCUGCGAAUCCCCGGGGAGGCCAUCUGGCUUGUGGAUGCUUGUGCUGGACGGCUCAUUCUGCCCAUCGAUUUGAGUGGCAGGCUCGAUGAGUUUUGCCGCGAGCUGCCGGAAAUCACGGUCGCGCAGUCUGCCCUCGACCACGUGAUGUCCACUUACGUUUACAACAUGGACAAGGCCGCGGACCGCCUCAAGUUGGAAGCCGGCAAGCUGGAAGCAUGAGCGCGCGCUCAGAGGAUCCGGCGAGUUUGAGAAGUCGCGUCAUUCCGCAUGUGAGGUUCGUAGUUGGGGCCUAUGCUGGUGGAGCCACGGAUGGGCGUUGCUCCGGCUUUUCACGCUACGUGCUGGCAGUUGUUUCGUCUGCCGGCAAGAUAUCGCUAUACAUAUUUACAAAUAUGGUAUCCCCCUCCCCAAAACAAAAC